GACAAGAUGGCGAACAAAAUUAUUCAACAUCAGCAGCAGCUAUUUCGUUUACUGGCUACUCAGUAACAUAUUCACGAUGUCUUACUACAAAGUCAGACAUGUAAUAUUUGUAACGCUCUAGAAAAGAUCACGCGACCCUGCUAUGAAAUAGGAAACCAGAAGUUGUUCGACUUGCCCGUCCUGUUCUGACGUACAAAAAGUGCGACUUGCAGCGACAAUUUAGGUGCAUCAUCCAAGAAUGGGUACCCAGGUUAAAGAUGUUGUUAUAAAACCUGAUGCGCCAGCUACACUGCUGCUGGAGAAGCAUGCAGACUACAUAGCAGCUUACGGAUCGAAGAAGGAUGAUUACGAAUAUACCAUGUCAGAAUAUUUGCGAAUGAGUGGCAUCUAUUGGGGUUUAACAGUCAUGGAUCUCAUGGGGCAACUCCAUCGAAUGGAUAAGGAAGAAAUCACAGAAUUCAUCAAGGCUUGCCAGCAUGACUGUGGUGGGAUAAGUGCUAGCAUAGGGCACGAUCCUCACUUGCUUUAUACUCUUAGUGCUGUGCAGAUUCUUAGCUUAUAUGACAGUCUCAGUGCUAUAGAUGUAGAUAAAGUUGUUGAAUAUGUGAAGGGACUGCAACAAGAAGAUGGAUCCUUUGCUGGGGACAAAUGGGGUGAAAUAGACACAAGGUUCUCUUUCUGUGCAGUAGCAACACUUGCUUUACUGGGAAAACUGGAUGCUAUUAAUGUUGACAAAGCUGUAGAGUUUGUCUUGUCCUGUAUGAACUUUGAUGGAGGGUUUGGCUGCAGACCAGGCUCUGAAUCUCAUGCAGGGCAGAUUUACUGCUGUACAGGAUUUUUAUCUAUAACAGGCCAGCUGCACCAAAUAAAAGCAGACUUGCUGGGCUGGUGGCUGUGUGAAAGACAGCUACCAUCUGGAGGGCUGAAUGGGCGGCCAGAGAAGUUACCAGAUGUUUGUUAUUCAUGGUGGGUGCUUGCUUCAUUGAAAAUUAUUGGAAGAAUCCACUGGAUUGACAAAAACAAACUAAGCAGAUUUAUCUUGGCCUGCCAGGAUGAGGAGACUGGGGGGUUUGCUGACAGGCCUGGAGAUAUGGUGGAUCCUUUUCAUACCCUGUUUGGAAUUGCCGGGCUAUCGUUGAUGGGAGAGGAACAGAUCAAAGAAGUGAACCCAGUGUUUUGUAUGCCAGAGGAAGUCCUCAAGAGAAUCGGUGUGCAUCCUGAGGUUUUAAGCUAGGACAGUGCUCAGAUUGUUACUGUUACCUUUCAUACCGUGAACUGAAUUUUGGAUCCAAUUAGGUAACAAACAACAUUGCAUGCCUCUAUACGGGGCCACUCAAAACCACAGCUCUGUUAACCAAUCUAAUAAACCAAUAAAUCUAAUUUUAUUUAUUAUUCAGUGUAGGAAACUUAAUUGGUCAUCCUAAGUUCACCUUUCUAUAAAGAUACAUAGUGCUGAAAGUGUUAAAGUUCAGUGCUGUGAACAAAUCACUUUAUGGUAUUCUGACACAUUAUAAAAAUAGUAUAUAGCUUUUAAAUUAUUUAGCUGUAUUUAUCAACUUAUCAAAUUAAAAGGAGCAGAUUUAAGAUCAAAGUUCUAUUUUCAUAGUUCUAAUUAUAUGCUCUAUAUUUGCAUUCUGAAACUUGAAUACACCCUGUGUACACUGUAUCAUGAGGGCAUGUCUUCACUGUAUGUUGUUGACCUCUGAUGAUAGAAAAACUGGUCCUUUUGUUUUAUGUUUUAAAAACCCCAGUGUGAUUCCUAUGUUCACGAUUCAGCUGAAUUCAAGCAAUGAAAUGAAUAGAGUAUAACCCUUCUGUAUCUUUCAAGAAUUUCAAACUGUAGCAGCCUUCGAAAGAGUGAUAGCCAAACCUUGCAACCAGUUUUAUGAUCUUAUUACAAGAAGAGGGAGCAAUGUUGUAAUAAAAGUUAAGAACAUUGAGCCUUGGUUAUCCCUCAACUCAUUAGCUUUGAAUCUAACCAUUAUAGAAUCCUAGUGGAAAUGUAUCAUUUUGUUGUGUUUUGUCUCGAUUGUGUCUUUUCUUUUUUGUGUUGUAACUUGCCACCAUGUGCCCCAGGAACUAUCACUACACCCUGUUUUAAUCUGUGGAAUAAAUGAAUAAUAAUAAAUCCCCUA
Messenger RNA from Polyodon spathula (Mississippi paddlefish), 2135 nucleotides. RefSeq names its product Rab geranylgeranyltransferase subunit beta (gene rabggtb). Lineage: Eukaryota; Metazoa; Chordata; Actinopteri; Acipenseriformes; Polyodontidae. The record is from RefSeq and is a predicted model, not a curated record. Bases 239 to 1234 code for a protein of 331 amino acids. Gene Ontology annotation, cellular component: Rab-protein geranylgeranyltransferase complex. The transcript has 9 exons. Gene Ontology annotation, biological process: protein geranylgeranylation. Gene Ontology annotation, molecular function: Rab geranylgeranyltransferase activity.